UUGCACGAUGCUUUGUUAGUUGCUGGAGGGCCUUCCUAUCAUAAUGAGUCCCACCAUUCCUCCUUGGCCAGCCCCAGUGAGGAGUGUUACCGGAGGCAAGCAGCCAGGCAAAGUGCCGAAGGCGCCAUUGGGAUUGGGCGCCACCAGCGACGAGAGCUCUGACUCGGGAAGUGAUUCCGGUCGGUCCUCAUCAGAUGCAGGAUCAGAGAAUGUCGCCAACAGCGACAUCGACACACAAACGCAGGCCAGGAAACGUAUCGGGCGGAAAACGGCCCGGCGACGAAACUCAAAAUCAGAGACGAUCGGGGGCAAGCGUCCUGCAGGGAUUGUGUCUGGGAAGACACCACCAGACUCAACUCAGCACCAUACAACGGAAAUCCAUGCCAGGAAGACCUCUGGUGGAAGGUGUUGUUGUGAACUUUCAUCCAGACAGGUUGCUGAACUUCCUCGGCGGAUUGCCAGUAUGGUUCUGUCGAAGAAUCCAGUUGUCAUCAAGAUCAGUAUACCCUCAUAUUUGCUUCCCCUAAAGCCUCUUCCUCGCUCCGAGAAGCCCAAGGCGUCAUCUCAUAUUCACUCUGGCAACUCAAAAUCUCGAUCGAAAGCAGUAUAUUCAUUGGACUCUUCUGAUGACGAUCAUCACAUGGACAUCAACAAGCCCUCGGGCACUGACAAAGAAGCAGGAAAAGCACGACAAAGAGGGGUCGCUCCUACUCCUCGGAUGAGUCCGAUUCGGAAGAUCUAGAAUCCGGUGGUCCACCUGAGAAGUCUGACACUCGUAGCAGAUUGGAAUCCAAGGACAAUUCACAGAAAUCGGAUUUAACA
Gamsiella multidivaricata is the source of this 822-nucleotide messenger RNA. RefSeq lists its product as uncharacterized. The transcript has 4 exons. The record is from RefSeq and is a predicted model, not a curated record. The coding region runs from base 44 to 742 and encodes 232 amino acids. NCBI's taxonomy places the organism in Eukaryota, Fungi, Mortierellomycota, Mortierellomycetes, Mortierellales, Mortierellaceae.